AUGCAGUGGAUCUUGCAGAGGAGGUUGCUACGACAGCUGAGGGCACUUCGUACCCGGGUAUUCCGCACCUUCCUUGCACGUGGGAAAGCCGAGCCCGCCUGGGCACCGCGUCAACGGCCUCGGGGGCUCCAGUCCCCGCACGCCACUGCCUUCAGGCCCCCUGACCAGGCCCCGCACGCCCCUGACCAGACCCUGCACGGCCUGACGCGGCCCCGCACGCCCCCUGACCAGCCCCUCCCGCUGCGGGCACGGAGGCUGCGGGCUGAGGCCCCGCCCCCUUACGUCACGGGCUGGCCGAGCGCCGAUUGGCUGCGGCGCCGCCUCGCGCCCGCCUCGCGCGGCCGCGGAUGUCGCAGCCGCCGUUCCCCGUCGUCGUUUGAAAUCCGGCCCAAGAUGGCGGCGGCGGCGGCGGGCGGGAGCGGGGCUGAGGCGGCGGCGGGCAGGCCGGGGGGGGCGGGGGAGGAGGAGGAGGAGGCGGCGGCCGUGGCGGGGGAGGAUGAGGAGGACGGGGAGGCCGGCGGCGGCGGGGCUGGCAAGGCGGCAGCGGCUGGCGGGGAGGUCGGCGGCGGCGGUGAGAGCGAAGAGGAGGAGGAUGAGGAGGAGGACGUGUUCGAAGUGGAGAAGAUCCUCGACGUGAAGACCGAGGGGGGUGAAAUUUUCUACAAAGUCCGGUGGAAAGGAUACACCUCUGAUGAUGAUACCUGGGAGCCAGAGGUUCAUUUAGAAGACUGCAAAGAAGUGCUGCUCGAAUUCAGAAAAAAAAUUGUGGACAAUAAGCCUAAACCUGUUAAAAAAGACAUACAGAAACUAUCUCUAAAUGAUGAUGUAUUUGAAGCAGAGUCUGACAGUGACUGGCAAAGUGAAACAAAAGAUGAUGUUUCACCAAAGAAGAAAAAGAAGAAGUCAAAAGAUGGAGAGGAUAAAAGUCUGGAUGAUCUGAAGAAGAAAAAGUCUAAGUCUGCAAAAGUCAAAGAAAAACCCAAAACAGAAUGUGAAAACUCUUCAGAUACUGUGAGUUUGGAUUCAAAAGGGAAAAAAAGGACUUCGGAAGCCAGGGAGGAUUCAAAAGACUCAAAGAAGCAAAGGAAGGAAGAUACUAAAGAAAUCAAGAAAAAAAAGGGAGAGGUUAAAGAUUUAAAAAUAAAAUCUAGAGAAGACAAAAAAUCAUGGAAGGAGAAGCAUAGAGAUGCUCAGAUUGACUUGGAAUCAAGUACUUUAGAUUAUGUGUUUUCUCAAGGAACUGAUAAUGAAAAUUCAGACUUAAAUUCUGAAAACAAAGAUGAGAAACAAAAGGUAGUAAGUGGAGAAGAGAGAUUAGAACAAGAAAUUACUGAGAAAGAGUCUGUUGCUGAUAGGCAUCUUGAUGGAUCAGGAGGUAAAGAUGAUGAUAGUAUUGAUGUUAAGAUUGAAAGAAAGAAGAAAAAAAUUCAGAAAGCUGAAGAUUAUAAAGAAGAAGGUAGAAUAGUGGAAACUCAGGAUACCUAUUUAGAGAAGCAAAGCAUGGAGAAAAAGCAAAAAGGUCAAGAAAAAGGAAAAAUGAUACAAAGUGAGUUGGAGAAGGCAUCACCUGCUCCUUCACUAGUUCAGAAGGGUUUGAAAUUGAGCACUGAUGAAAGAGGGCGCAAGUCCACCGAUUCAGCUGGGGAGUAUCAGGAGAAAGAAGUAAAGAAAGUUGAAACAAAAGAAAAAUCUCCAAAAAAAGAGUCUGAAAAAGAAGAAAAGAGCAGAAAAGAACAAAAGGGCCUAAAAAGCUUUAAGGACAUCAAAAGUGUAUUUGACUUGUUUAAUGUAGCUUCAGAAGAAAAAAGGGAAUAUUCUGAGAAUAACUGCAAAAGAGAAGAAUCUUCGUUAGAAUAUAAAUUCAUAGAAGAAUUAAAAUCAAAAGGCAGCAAGGUGUACAAGGAGCGGAAGAACCUAGAUGAGACAGACACAUGGACUCGCAUUGCUGCAGAAGGUGAUGGAGAAGUAAUGGAUGUGUGUCAAAUGGAGAGCUCUGAUGGCAAGCAACAAGUCUUGAGUUUGGGUAUGGACAUGCAGUUAGAAUGGCUGACACUAGAAGACUUUCAGAAGCAUCUUGAUGGGGAAGAUGAGAACCACGUGUUAACAGAACCAAUAUCAAAUACUCUUCUGAGGGAUGCUGUUAAAAGUGGAGAUUAUAUGACAGUAAAGAUGGCACUUUCUUCAAACGAGGACUAUAAUCUGGAUCAAGAGGACUCAAGUGGAAUGACCCUAGUAAUGCUUGCUGCUGCUGGUGGGCACGAUGACCUUCUCCGGGUCCUAAUCAGGAAAGGAGCUAAAGUUAAUGGUAGACAGAAGAAUGGGACAACAGCGUUGAUACACGCAGCUGAGAAGAAUUUUCUAACAACAGUAGCUAUUCUUCUGGAAGCUGGGGCAUAUGUGAACAUGCAGCAGAGCAGUGGUGAGACUGCUUUAAUGAAGGCUUGUAAAAGAGGGAACUCUGACAUAGUGCGGCUUAUGAUUGAAAGUGGAGCAGACUGUAACAUCCUGUCAAAGCAUCAGAACAGUGCGCUGCAUUUUGCUAAACUAUGUAAUAAUGUGCUGGUGUAUGAGCAGCUCAAGAGUCAUUUGGAAACGCUCUCAAGAGUAGCAGAAGACACCAUCAGGGAUUACUUUGAAGCUCGCCUGGCCUUGCUGGAGCCGGUCUUUCCAAUCGCGUGUCAUCGUCUCUGUGAGGGGCCAGACUUUUCUACGGAUUUUAACUACAAACCCCCACAACAUGUGCCAGAAGGAUCUGGAAUUCUUCUCUUUGUUUUCCAUGCAAAUUUCUUCGGCAAAGACGUCAUUGCCCGGCUCUGUGGGCCGUGCAGUGUACAAGCUGUGGUUUUAAAUGACAAGUUUCAGCUCCCUGUAUUUUUGGAUAGUCACUUUAUUUAUUCCUUCAGCCCUACUGCAGGCCUUAACAAGCUUUUUAUACGGUUGGCAGACGCUCCUACUGCCAAGGUGAAGCUGCUGAUCAGCGCCUACCGGGUGCAGCUGCAGUGAGCUCACAGGGCAGGGCCGGGCGGGCUGGUGCUCCCUUGGAUCUGCUGCCGAUUCCUCUCUAGAGACUGACCAAGCAGUUUGGAGCUUUGGGCACCACACUCUUCAGAGCCUGUUCCCAUCUUGCUGUCACUUGCUGGCAGCCACAGAGGAAGGUGUGUGUUGGAGAGCAGCUCAGGAUGCUGCUCUGGUGGCACAAGGGUUGUCAGCUGGUUUUUACUUUGUACAGAUGUAGCUGUAAGUAUUUGUGCCAAUACACAUACUUCUGUUUUUCUUCAA
Messenger RNA from Apus apus (common swift), 3279 nucleotides. It is a transcript of the gene MPHOSPH8, whose product is annotated as M-phase phosphoprotein 8. The transcript is spliced from 16 exons. Gene Ontology annotation, molecular function: protein binding. Gene Ontology annotation, cellular component: cytoplasm; nucleus. The record is from RefSeq and is a predicted model, not a curated record. Lineage: Eukaryota; Metazoa; Chordata; Aves; Apodiformes; Apodidae. Bases 1 to 3003 code for a protein of 1000 amino acids.